CGCGUGAAUGGCGGCGGCCGCGGCGGCUGUGGCGAUGACGGCGGCGGGCUGCGGAGGGGCUGGGGCAGCCCGCUCCCUUUCCCGCUUCCGAGGCUGCCUGGCUGGCGCGCUGCUUGGGGACUGCGUGGGCGCCAUCUACGAGGCUCAGGACCCCGUGAGCCUGACGUCAGUUUUGCGUCACGUGCAGAACCUGGACCCGGACCCGGGCUCUCCGGGCAGCGCGCGGACAGAAGCAUUGUACUACACAGAUGACACAGCCAUGUCCCGGGCCCUGGUGCAGUCCCUGCUGGCCAAGGAGGCCUUCGACGAGGUGGAUAUGGCUCACAGGUUUGCUCAGGAGUACAAGAAGGACCCUGACAGGGGUUAUGGAGCUGGAGUAGUCACUGUCUUCAAGAAGCUCCUAAGUCCCAAGUGCCAUGAUGUCUAUGAGCCUGCCCGGGCCCAGUUUAAUGGGAAAGGCUCCUACGGCAACGGGGGUGCCAUGCGGGUAGCUGGCAUAUCCCUGGCCUAUAGUAGUGUCCAAGACGUGCAGAAGUUUGCCCGGCUCUCAGCCCAGCUGACACAUGCCUCCUCCCUGGGUUACAACGGUGCCAUCCUGCAGGCCCUGGCCGUGCAUCUAGCUUUGCAGGGUGAAUUGUCCAGUGAGCACUUCCUCGAGCAGCUCCUGGGCCGCAUGGAAAAGUUGGAGAGUGAUGCCCAGUCCCUCUCAGACGCCAAGGAGUUGGGCAUGGAAGAGCGUCCGUACUCCAGUCGACUGAAGAAGAUUGCAAAACUUCUGGAGCAGGACUCGGUGACCAGAGAGGAAGUGGUAGCUGAGCUCGGGAAUGGUAUUGCUGCCUUUGAAUCUGUGCCCACCGCCAUUUACUGCUUCCUGCGCUGCAUGGAGCCCGAUCCCGAGAUCCCCUCUACCUUCAACAGCCUCCAAAGGACUCUUAUCUAUUCCAUCUCACUUGGUGGGGACACAGACACCAUCGCCACCAUGGCUGGGGCCAUUGCUGGCGCCUACUACGGGAUGGAACAGGUGUCAGAGAGCUGGCAGCAAAGCUGUGAGGGCUAUGAGGAGACAGACAUCCUGGCCCAGAGUCUGCACCGGGUCUUCCAGAAGAGUCUAUGAGGGCCACAGCUACUGGGCUCUGCCAAGGUCAGCGGGACCAGCUACAGCUGAAAUUGGAAACCCUGAGGUUCCCCGGCUUGGCUCCCCUGCCUCAGUCUUCCUGGGGUUAGGCCUGGGGUCUCUAGGGGAGGUCAUUGGACAGUUGGGGGGGGGGGUGCCUCCCUGGUGCUGGGUUCUUGGUUUGUUGCAGAGCCUCAGAGCUCUUCCAGUGCCUCAGCCAGAAGACAUGGGGAACCAGGGCAGGUUUCAUUUUAGAGGAAUACUUCUGGCAUUUUUCUUAUCUAGGAUAUGGGAUUUGGGGAAGUGAAAAUGGUCUGUGGUAGCGUCAUUUCUCCCUGUUAGGUUUUAGCCGGUUUGCCAGAAAUCCUGUCUCUGACUAGACAGGGCCCCUGAGGCAGCACAUUUGUAUGGAUCAGGGACACAGGUACGUGCAUCUAGCUGAUAUAGAUAACACACCUGGCCCUUAGCUGUUGUGGGUUUAAUUACAGCUUCCAGUGGAAGUCACUGAGCAAUAAACAGUUCUUGUUAAAUCCCACCGUUUUCCAUGUUUCUUCUGCCCUGAAUAGAUUCUUCUUCCCGGGCAGCCUGACUUCCUCAAGCUACCACCUCUCUGUCUGGGCUGUGCUGUCCCAGGAGAUAAAAACUCAAGACAGUGAGCUGCUGUGUUGAGAUAGACUCCUCCAGGAGUUCUUCCAGCUGGUGGCAUUGUUUGGCCAGGGAGGGCAGAGCAGGCAUGAUUUGGUGGUGUUUCCAGUUGAAGAUCACUCAAGAGUGGCCCAGGCAGGUGGGCCAAGUGCUUUGCUGGAGCAUUGGAUAGGAACAGGCCAGAUUUCCCUCCUCUCAGAGCCUGACUUCAUAAAUGGCUUCCCAAAUAGGACCCAGGCCCAGCUGGGCCAGGAAAGGAACCCUGUAAAAGAUGACAGAGGGCCCCUUCUAUCACCAGCUUUUAGGUGGGGAGGGCACAUUCCUUCAGAAUGCCUUGGGUGGACUAAAUGCUGUAUGCCUCAUUUUACAUCUUGGGCUCCAGUUAAAGGCCUUGCCCCGUAAGGAAGUUUUGCACAGCAUCCAUUUUGAGGAAAGGAAAAUUGAAAGGGAGGGGACACUCUGAGCAUCCUUCCCAGCUUCCAUAAAGAGAGAAGUCGGGCAGCCCUGCAGCUAGCCUGAGGCUUCAGGACUGUCCUGCUGGCCCACUUUCAGCCAGGCUGGGGUGCACCACAGGUCUGCUGUCCCAGAUCCCCAGAGCCAGGGACAUCCCUGUGCAGACUGUGAAACAGGUGCUUUCUGCCCUGGACAGCUCCCCCAGCCGUCUUCAGCAUUGGACCUGGCACAGCCCUGCCCUCAGAGUCAUGAUUUCAUUCAUAAUUUGUAUCAGAUGUUGCAACUUGGCGCUUGGGACCCUGAGCCAGCUGUCAUGCUCCACUACCCCUGAGUGCUUGCAGGAAUGUUCCAGGGAAGAUUGAUCCGUCUCCCCCAGCUCCCACCGCAGCCUUCCUUUGGUUUCUUAAAAUGCCUUUCAGCAUUUACUUGGUGCAGAGCCUUGGCAGCUUGGGAGGAUCGAGCAUGUCUGAUGUGGUGGUGACAGAACCCAGGGUUGGGUAGCUGCGGAGGAACGCACAGCUCCUGAGGGCAUGCAGCAAGACCUCAAGAACUCCCUGGGCGCCCUGAAAUCCAGAGGCUCAGGCUCCCUCUGCAUCAGGCCAGUGUCAGCACAGUGCUGUUUUAUACAACAGGUUUUAUUGAGGUUGUGUCGAUACAGUCAGUACCGUUUCUUUUCAAAAAGAAGUCCCAUUUUCUUGGAUUCCCGAGUGCAUUUUUCCCCAAUCUGCUGUGACACUAGGCUUCCUAAACCAGGUUAGAAAUGAAAUUACUAAUGGCAAACAUUUAAAUCUUAAUCUUAAAAAAAAAUAAAAAAAUUAAGAAUCAAUAUAAAAAUGCACAAGGUAACGUAGUUUUCGUAAUUAAAACCUGACAUGUUUAUCAAAGCUAGUCAGUUAAGUGGGUAUAUGAAACUAAGAUUCCUUAAACAUUUUGGAAAUACCAGCCAUCCCUCCUUAAAGUCUUCAAGAAUGAAACUUGGCAGAAACUCAGCUUUGUGACACAGCAUGUGUGUGUGGUGUGGGUCUGUCCCCUGGUACCCUCCUUGACCCCUUGGGCUCACAUUGGAAG
Trichechus manatus latirostris (Florida manatee) is the source of this 3280-nucleotide messenger RNA. RefSeq names its product ADP-ribosylserine hydrolase (gene ADPRS). The coding region runs from base 8 to 1114 and encodes 368 amino acids. Gene Ontology annotation, cellular component: nucleus; mitochondrion. The record is from RefSeq and is a predicted model, not a curated record. Lineage: Eukaryota; Metazoa; Chordata; Mammalia; Sirenia; Trichechidae. The transcript is spliced from 6 exons.